AUGUUGGCUGCUCGAUCCACGAGUUCGUUCAAACGUCGGCUACCAAUACAUCCAAUCAUAGCACGAAAAUUGAACACAUUGCGGCGGUCCUAUCUCUAUGUUCCGUCGUCGUCUGAACGUAUGCUUGAGAAAUCCCUCACCACCAAUUCAGACGUCAUCAUAUAUGAUUUGGAGGACAGCGUACCCCCUGAUCCUUCGGACAAGACCAGAGCUCGGUCAAAGCUCAAAGAUUUUCUAAGCAAGGAGCGGCACCCUGCUCCCAAUCACAUCGCCGUUAGAGUCAACGACGUCACCACACCCUUCUUCCAUGCUGAUAUAUGUGAAAUUGUCUCGAAUCCGUCUGUCACGACCCUCGUGCUUCCAAAAAUACAUUCAAAGGAGGAUUUGGACUACGCCUCUGAUGCAGUUCAAUCAGCUUUGCUAGGUUGCCAUCGGGACAAACCACUUAACAUCGUUCCCAGCAUAGAAAGUGCCAGAGCGAUGUGGAAUUUGGGAGAUAUUGCUAAAUGGAAGUCCAAGCAUGAAAUAAGCGCAUUGCUGUUUGCGGCAGAAGACUUCUGCGCCGAUACAUCGAUUAUCCGCACACAUUCUCGGCGAGAGUUACUCAAUCCCCGCUCUCAGAUUGUUAUCGCUGCCAAGGCUUUUGGGCUGGAUGCUAUUGACAUGGUUUGUGUGAAUUACAAGGAUUUGGAGACAUUGAAGGAUGAAUGCCGUGACGGGAGACACUUGGGCUUUACAGGGAAGCAAGCUAUCCACCCAUCUCAAGUGGAGACAAUCCAAGCCACAUUCGUUCCAACACACCAAGAGAUUCUGCGCGCCGCUAAAAUCCUGCGAUCCAUGGCUUUGGCACAUGCUUCCGAAAAGGGCGCUGUCGGACUGGAAGGAGAAAUGAUUGACGCGCCGAUGCUCAAACAGGCACAGAAAAUAAUCCUGUUGGCGGAAGCUGCAGGUCUCGAGAUUCCGAGUUUACUGGAGCCUGGGUUCAAUCCACCACCAAGUGGAGCAGGGUACCUCUAG
Messenger RNA from Laccaria bicolor S238N-H82, 1017 nucleotides. RefSeq lists its product as uncharacterized. The record is from RefSeq and is a predicted model, not a curated record. The coding region runs from base 1 to 1017 and encodes 338 amino acids. Gene Ontology annotation, molecular function: magnesium ion binding; catalytic activity. NCBI's taxonomy places the organism in Eukaryota, Fungi, Basidiomycota, Agaricomycetes, Agaricales, Hydnangiaceae. The transcript is spliced from 10 exons. Gene Ontology annotation, biological process: oxaloacetate metabolic process.